AUGCUAAGAUCUUAUUAGCAUUUUAAUUUUACUUUUUUUCCCUCUUUUUAUUAGAGAGUGAAAAAAUAACUUAUGCAUUCAUAAUAUUUUACAUAAUCGAAAGGUGCAUCUCUAUAUCAAUAAUCCAUUCUAUCCUUAAUUUAAAGUUAAGAGAUAAAUUUUUGA
Molecule: messenger RNA, 165 nt
Organism: Tetrahymena thermophila SB210
Lineage: Eukaryota; Ciliophora; Oligohymenophorea; Hymenostomatida; Tetrahymenidae
Exons: 2
Source: RefSeq, a predicted model, not a curated record